Molecule: messenger RNA, 679 nt
Organism: Guillardia theta CCMP2712
Lineage: Eukaryota; Cryptophyceae; Pyrenomonadales; Geminigeraceae
Exons: 2
Coding region: 45-617 (190 amino acids)
Source: RefSeq, a predicted model, not a curated record
CAGGAAGAGAAAACUGGAUCAGCGACGAGCUCACCUUCUCUAGAAUGGUUUCUCAUCUGUUUCAAGAAGGAUACGAGGAGUCCAACGCUGUUGGAAACAAGCGUUAUCUGAGCAAGGACGAAGUGAAGGAGGUGUGCUCGGCCUCGUCCAAACUCCUUCCUCCGGGAGUCUUUCAGAAGGCAAUCAAGGCCAUGAUAUGCCAGGCGCAAAUGCUGCGGGGGAUGGCGCGAGAUGCGGUGCAGAGUGAGAUUCGCUCGAUUCUGGACAUUGCUUCAGAGCACCGGGAGUCCAAGAGGGCGAGGACUGAGGAGGAAGACGCGACCGAGGUGGUAUCCAGCUCCCACGCAGUCGAGUCAGCUCCUGUCUCCACCACCGAAUGUGACACCCCGAAGGCUGAUCCAUCUAAGAAGGAUGCUGGCUUCAACAUGGAUGAGUUUCUCGCUCCUUCAUGCAGGGCUUGUGGGUGGCUAGCGUCUUCGUGUACCUGUGCUAGCCCAGGAGGCGACAACGCAGCUCCGGCAGUCUCGAACGACUCGAGCACCUCAAAGGUGGCCCAGCCCUCUGCUCAGCAAGCUGAGGAAAAAGAUUCGUCAAAGAAGGACUCUUCCGUGCAGUAGGAUGGUCGUUCUGUGUUGCUUGUGAAGCACGCAUGUUGCAUAAAAAUGCAAUGUGAUUCGUC